This is a messenger RNA of Microtus ochrogaster (prairie vole), 2332 nucleotides long. RefSeq names its product ankyrin repeat and BTB domain containing 1 (gene Abtb1). Gene Ontology annotation, molecular function: protein binding. Lineage: Eukaryota; Metazoa; Chordata; Mammalia; Rodentia; Cricetidae. Gene Ontology annotation, cellular component: ubiquitin ligase complex; cytoplasm. The record is from RefSeq and is a predicted model, not a curated record.
GGGUGUGCGGGGCUGGCGCCGUGGGGCUUCCGAAGCUGACCGAGCCGGAGAGAUCGUUCUCUAGGUCCCUUACCUAACUCGGCGCUGGGAAAGGACUCCCCUCCACGGAGGUAUCAAGCGUUGCAGAUACUCCUGAUGCCGCCAGUACGAGCCUGGCACCGAGAUCCUAGUCUCCUUGGGCAGGCAGGGAGGAGAACGGAUACUGGCCCUCACUCUCUUUUGAUGGACUCCUUUCUUCCAUGGCCCUUCUUUCCAAAUCCCCUUGCCCUCACCAGAGCAGGCCAGGCUGCAGCUCUGUCCCAAAGCCUCCUGAGGCCUGUCUGUAACACCAGGUGUCACCUCCGAGCUAAUGACCCUUCCCUCAAUGUAACUGCAACUCUGAGAGCCCAGGCCCUGUCUUGAUAUCCUCUCUGGGCUGCCGCGUCCCUGUGAUGGCUUCCUAGUUCAUGGCCUCUUCUCCUCAGCAUCUUAACAUUGUUCUUUCCACUUCUUCCCUAGAUCUGCCCCUGUCUCCUGCUCUCCACUCCCAGAGUGCCUGCACCAGCUUUUCUCUGGCUUCUCUGCCUUCACCUCCCCAGCUGAAGUACUUGCUGGAGCAACGAGACGUGGAGGUGAACGUACGGGACAAGUGGGACAGCACCCCUUUGUACUAUGCCUGCCUCUGUGGGCAUGAGGAGCUGGUGCGCUACCUGUUGGCUAACGGAGCCCGCUGUGAGGCCAACACUUUCGAUGGAGAACGCUGUCUCUAUGGGGCGCUGAGCGACCCCAUUCGCCGUGCGCUGCGUGACUACAAACAAGUCACCGCAUCCUGCAGGAGGCGGGAUUACUACGACGAUUUCCUGCAGCGGCUUCUGGAACAGGGCAUCCACAGUGAUGUGGUCUUCGUGGUACACGGAAAGCCGUUCCGGGCACACCGUUGUGUCCUCGGUGCUCGCAGCACCUACUUCGCCAACAUGCUGGACACCAAAUGGAAGGGCAAGAGCGUUGUGGUUCUCAGGCACCCGCUGAUCAACCCGGUGGCCUUUGGGGCUCUGCUGCAGUACCUGUACACAGGCCGCCUCGACGUCGGUGUGGAGCAUGUUAGUGAUUGUGAACGCCUGGCCAAGCAGUGCCAGCUGUGGGACCUGCUUGAAGACCUGGAGGCUAAAUGCGAGAAGGUGUCUGAAUUCGUGGCUUCCAAGCCUGGCACGUGUGUGAAGGUGCUGACUAUUGAGCCCCCUCCAGCAGAUCCCCGGUUGCGGGAGGAUCUGGCACUGCUGGCUGACUGUGCCCUGCCACCUGAGCUGCGGGGUGACCUAGGGGAGCUGCCCUUCCCCUGUCCUGACGGCUUCAGCAGCUGCCCUGAUAUCUGCUUCCGAGUGGCCGACUCCAGCUUCCUCUGCCACAAGGCUUUCUUCUGUGGCCGCAGUGACUACUUCCGGGCCCUGCUGGAUGACCACUUUCGAGAGAGCGAGGAACCUGCAGCCUCUGGGGACCCCCCAGUUGUCACCCUGCACAACAUCUCCCCAGAGAUCUUCAGUCAUGUGCUAUACUACGUAUAUAGUGACCAUACUGAGCUUCCCCCUGAGUUGGCCUAUGAUGUGCUGAGUGUGGCCGACAUGUACCUUCUACCUGGUCUGAAGCGACUCUGUGGUCGCAGCCUGGCUCAGAUGCUGGAGGAGGACAGUGUGGUGGGUGUCUGGCGCAUAGCCAAGCUGUUUCGCCUGGCCCGACUGGAGGACCAGUGUACUGAGUACAUGGCCAAGGUCAUCGAGAAGCUGGUAGAGCGAGAGGACUUCGUGGAGGCCGUACGGGAAGAGGCAGCAGCUGUGGCCGCCCGGCAGGAGACAGACUCCAUUCCACUGGUUGAUGACAUCCGCUUCCAUGUGGCUAGCACAGUCCAGACCUACAGUGCCAUUGAGGAGGCACAGCAGCGACUGCGGGCACUUGAAGACCUGCUGGUGUCCAUUGGCUUAGACUGCUGAACCCUUGCCUGCAGCUAGGGCUCCAAUGGUGACAAGCAUGUGCAGUGUGUGCAUGCAGAAACUGUUGCUCUUGCACGCUUGGUGGCAUUACAGUGGACAGAGGGGACUCAUUGGGCUCCUGGGGACCUCACAAGUUCUUGGGAUGAGCCGCCUCCCCUAGUGCACAAAUAAGCCCCGAGACUUGGGGCUGUCACCACUCAGGGAAAGCUGGGGUGUGGUAGGCUUUGAACUUAGUCCCCAUAUCCCCCAGCAACCCACCUACUCCUUCCUGGCACUUGCCCAGCCCUGACUUGCUUCAGCUACUUCCAUGUACAGGGUUGGACAGGAAGCCAGGAGUGUGUGUGGCAAUAAAGCUUGAAUUCACUGUG